AUGCUGUCAAAGCGCGCGGCUGAGAUGCGGGCCAGCAGCCGGCCGCUGGAUGCGCCCUCGCUGCCUCCAGACCCGCUCAACGCUGCAGACAACACCACAAGCAGCGGCGCAGAGGGCCCCGCCACGGUGCUGCUAAAGGAGUACCAGGCGGCCAGCUUGGGGGUGGCGGCCAACGAGGCGCUGGCGAUGCAGCGGCUGCUAGGGUCGCGGUCCCAGAGCACGUGGAAGCUUGCAGUGGCCGACGCCUCGCCCUUCCCGCCGGUGGUGAGGAUGCUGGGCUGGCUCAACGCGCCCCCCAGCGACGCGGCCUACGAGAUCACAGGGGACAACAGGGACGCGAUCUGGCUGGUGUACCGGUUUGAGGGCCUCAAGCCCCUGAGUCUCAUCCUCCCGCGCUUGGAGCCGCCGCAGCCGCCCCCCGGCCUGCGAGCCCUGUUCUUCGGCGGCCGCGAGGCCGCCGCCGCGGCCGCCGUCUCCGCGCGCCGCGCGCUGCUGCGCGCCUUCUCCCGGCGCCUGCUCGGCGCGCUGUCCUACUCGCACGCGCGCGGCUUCGCGCACUGCUGCCUGGGCAGCGGCAGCGUGCAGUGCAGCGGCUUUGACGAGCGGGCGCCGGACAAAGUGAUUGUGAAGCUCGACAACUGGGGCCUGGCGCGGCUGUACCCAGGGCCACUGCAGGAGCAGGCAGACGACGCGGGCGCGUCGGCGGCGGGCGCGGGUGCGGCGGGCGCGGCCGGCGCCGCGCCGGCCCCCAGCCCCCUGACGGACGGCGACGGCGACGCGCUGCAGCAGCGCCGCGCAGACCUGCAGUCGGCCGGCCUGCUGCUGGUCGAGGCGUUCGUGGCCGGCACCGCCGGCGGCGCGGCAGCGGCCGCGCUUGGCGGCGGGGAGGCGCUGCGGCGGCUGUUGUUCGAGGUGUUUCACGAUGACAUCAGCGAGUUCAGGGCGUACUGCGAGGCCGACGAGGACCUGCAGCGGUUUGUCGAAUUUGCUGACGACACGGGCGCCUGGGGGCUGCUGGGGGACCUCCUGCGCGGCGAGGCGUCCGCCGGCGAGCUGCUGCGGACGAGCCCCUUCUUUGCACAGGGGUCCGGCGCUGUUGCGCAGUCGGCACCCCGCCGCAGCACGCGCGGCUCGAUCGCCUGCGCCGCCGCCGGCGACGGCCUGAGCGGCGGCGACGUCGCCGGCGCGGAGCAGCUGCGGCCGCAGGGGUCGCUGCCGUCGCAGCAGCCCGCGCACGCCGGCACGCAUCAGCAGGUGCACCAGCACCAGCUGCACGAGCAGCAGCCAGAGGUCGCUGAUCUGGACGCCCUCAUGGCCUCCUCGGUCGAAGGAAUUAGCACCGCCCAGUUCGACAGCUAUGCGCUGCGCCACCUGGUGCAGUCCCCGCCCGCCGCCACGUCCCACCUGUCCAGCCUCGCCAUCACGCCGCGCCGCGUGCUGCGGCGCUACGCUGUCACCUCGCUGUCGGGCGAGCGCUGCGUCAUGACCCUCACCUUUGAGCACAAUGCCCCGCAGCAGCAGCAGCAGCAGCAGCAGCAGCAGCAGCAGCAGCAGCAGCAGCAGCAGCCGUUUGGCCAGCCCAACCCGCAGCAGCCGGCGGCCCCGGCCGGCGGGUGGCUCCUGGCCGGCGCGACCGGCGAGCCUUUGCAGCAGGAGCACCCGGCCGGCCCCGCCCCCGACCACCCCCCAGAGGCGAUCGUGCAAUCGGUGCUCGCCUCGCUCGGCGCGUUCGACACCGCCGCCGCGUGGCGCUUCGCGUCCAUCCCCGCGCGCGCCGCGCUCGGCGGCAGCGCGGAGCGGUUUGGGGACGCGCUUGCGGGGGUGGAGAUGCAGCCGCUGCUGCUGCACGUCGGGGCGAGCACCGUGAUGCGGCGGCAGCGCUGCGCCGACCGCUACUCCGAGGUUGUUCGUCUGGACACCGCGUCGGGAGAGAGCGUCGAGUUCUGCUUCAGCCUGGCGCUGCAGGUCGACGGGCCCUUUGAGGACUGCUGGAUGCUCGAGAGCGUGCGCCCGCUCGGCGGCGCCGGCUGCGCACGCACAGGCGACAGCGGCGACGCGGACAACUGCGGCUUUCCCGAGGCCUGGCCCGAGUUUUGA
Messenger RNA from Monoraphidium neglectum, 2097 nucleotides. RefSeq lists its product as hypothetical. The record is from RefSeq and is a predicted model, not a curated record. Lineage: Eukaryota; Viridiplantae; Chlorophyta; Chlorophyceae; Sphaeropleales; Selenastraceae. The transcript is spliced from 9 exons. The coding region runs from base 1 to 2097 and encodes 698 amino acids. Gene Ontology annotation, cellular component: chloroplast.